This is a messenger RNA of Aegilops tauschii subsp. strangulata, 1188 nucleotides long. RefSeq names its product chloride conductance regulatory protein ICln. The record is from RefSeq and is a predicted model, not a curated record. Gene Ontology annotation, biological process: mRNA cis splicing, via spliceosome; spliceosomal snRNP assembly. Lineage: Eukaryota; Viridiplantae; Streptophyta; Magnoliopsida; Poales; Poaceae. Gene Ontology annotation, cellular component: pICln-Sm protein complex; spliceosomal complex; cytosol.
AAACAAUGCGUUGGAGACCCGCGUAUGGCGCAGUCAGGAUACAAAGCUGUCUUCCACUUCAGCAACCGCUAAACCCUUUCGAAAGAAUCCCCAAAUCUCGCACGCUCCAAGGCCCGAAACCCUAGCCCUCUGCUUCGUCCCUACCACCGUCCCCAUGGCGCCAGGGCUCAAACGCUUCACCGACGUCGCCGGAGACGGCACGCCCCGCCUCGACGACGCCGCCGGCGAGGAGCUCGUGUGCGUGGAGCGCGCCGCCUCGGUCGCCCUCGGCAGCCGCGCGCCGGAGCCCCCGGGAACGCUUUUCAUCACCACCAGGAGGGUGAUUUGGCUCAGCGAGGCGGAGAAGGGCAGAGGAUACGCGGUGGGCUUCCUGGACAUCACGCUCCACGCAGUGUCGCGCGACCCGGAGGCGUACCCCUCGCCGUGCCUCUACACUCAGAUUGAAGCCGAAGCUGACUCCGAUGAAGAGGAUGGUGAUCUUGACUCUGAAGCAGAUAGUGACUCACAACUACCAAAAAUCUCUGAGAUGCGUAUUAUACUGGCAGACGCUGCCCAACUAGAUUCACUUUUUGAUGCCUUCUGCCAUUGUGCUGAACUGAACCCUGAUCCUACUGCUGAAGAAAAUGAAGAUAGUGACUUGUUCCAUGGUGAGGGUAUGACCAAUGGUGGUUGGAUUCAUGGUGAUGAAGAUGAACACAUGGUUGAUGGAAUCGACCCUGAGUUUUUUAUUCCCAACCCGAUAGGUCAAAAUGGUGGAGAUGACCUCAGUUCUUCAGUACUUGAGCUUCAAAUCAAUGACCAGCGUUUCGAGGAUGCCGAGGAAGAGGAGGCCCGUGAAAAUGGGCAUUAGAGCAGCUAUAUGCUCGUUCUACUGAUCAUGUCCCUCGAGAGGACCGUGUUUUUUUAAAGUUUGGUUUAAGAUUACUGUUGGUGCAGCUUGGUUGUCCUCGUGCUGUUUCGUCCACACUUUGCUUUUGUCCUUUCUAAUGCUAUAGGAUCGAGGACUCUGGGGCGGUCGUGUAGAGUUGCGUCGAUGGUAACUUAUGUGAGAGAAGGUCUUGCUUGCUGGUCAAGAAUGUAACUUGUAGAGCUUGGUGGAGAAUCGAAUUGAUGGAUUUGAAUAACUUUUGACCUAACAAAUAGAAGGGGGAGAUGGGGGGAAAAGUAGCAACAUGUACUCUUUCGAAA